AUGAAGGGGGGGGACGACACCAAGAGCCGGGGGGGGGGGGCGGCGGGGCCGGGGCCGCUGCGGCCCUUUGUGUGCGAUCGGCAACGGCGGACUGGGGGGAGCGCAGGAACGCUGGAUCUGGGAAAGGAGGUGGGGGGGGGUGUCCAGGAACAACAGCUCCGGAUCCCGCCAUGCUGCACCCCCCGAGCACGCGUGUCCCCCCCCCAUCGCCCCCAUCCGGACCCCACGGCGGCCCCAGGCCCCCGUUAUCCCCGCCGGGGCCAUGGCGGGGGGGGCGGCGCGGGCACGGAGCUGCUGCGGCUCCGGUUCCGGCAGUUCCAGUACCGGGAAGCGGCGGGACCGCGGGAUGUUUGGCAGCGGCUGCGGGAGCUGUCCCGGGGCUGGUUGAGACCCGAGGUGCGGAGCAAGGAGCAGAUCAUGGAGCUGCUGGUGCUGGAGCAGUUCCUGAGCAUCCUUCCCGAGGACAUCCAGAGCUGGGUCUGGGUCCGGCACCCGGAAUCCUGCGCCCAGGCUGUGGCGCUGGCCGAGAGCUUCCAGCUGGGACAAGGACAUCCCGAGGGUGGGAUGUGGGAGCAGAAGGUGACAGUGAGGGUGAAGGUGGAGGAGGUGGCCCCAGGGGACAUGGAGGACCCUGAAGCUGUUGAGGACCCCCCAAGCGCCACGUCCGAGUCACCCCGUGUCCCCCAUGGGGACAAUUGGCUGCAGGAGGUGGCUUUGGGCAAGGUCAAGGUUGUCCCCAAGGAGGAACAUCAGGACACAGCAGGUCCCACCAUGGUGAGAAGAGACCCAGAAGGAUCCACUUUGGAACAUCAAAACCCUCCACAUCCAUCCAGCGCCCUCCAAGGUGUCCCCAGGGCCGGGACCUCCAACCAGCGACGAACCCACCGGCGACGGCUCCAACGGGCUCCCACCACCUUCCCACAGCCCCGCACCCGAGAUCCACCCGGACCAGCGGCAGAGCUGGAGCCAGAGGCCGAGAAGACCAAGGAGAACCCUUGUGUGAAGCCACCAACGGAGCUGGAUCCAGUGGCCAUGAGGAGCAUGGAGACCCCUUGUGUGAAGCCCCCAGUGGCAGAGAUGGAUCCAGUGGCCAUGAGGACCAAGGAGAACCCUUGGGUGAAGCCACCAAUGGAUCUGGAUCCAGCGGCCAUGAGGACCAAGGAGAACCCUUGGGUGAAGCCACCAAUGGAUCUGGAUCCAGCGGCCAUGAGGACCAAGGAGAACCCUUGGGUGAAGCCACCAAUGGAUCUGGAUCCAGCGGCCAUGAGGACCAAGGAGAACCCUUGGGUGAAGCCACCAAUGGAUCUGGAUCCAGUGGCCAUGAGGAGCACAGACAACCCUUGUGUGAAGCCAUCACUGGAGCUGGAUCCAGCGUCCAUGAGGACUGAAGAGAACCCUUGGGUGAAGCCCCCAGUGGCAGGGAUGGAUCCCAAGGCCAUGAGGAGCACGGAGAACCCUUGUAUGAAGCCCCCAGCGGCAGGGAUGCAUCCCGAGGCCAUGAGGAGCACGGAGCCACCAAUGGAUCUGGAUCCAGUGGCCAUGAGGACCAAGGAGAACCCUUGGGUGAAGCCACCAAUGGAUCUGGAUCCAGCGUCCAUGAGGACCAAGGAGAACCCUUGGGUGAAGCCUCCAGUGGCAGGGCUGGAUCCCAAGGCCAUGAGGAGCACGGAGAACCCUUGUAUGAAGCCCCCAGUGGCAGGGAUGCAUCCCGAGGCCAUGAGGAGCACGGAGCCACCAAUGGAUCUGGAUCCAGUGGCCAUGAGGACCAAGGAGAACCCUUGUAUGAAGCCCCCAGCGGCAGAGAUGGAUCCCGAGGCCAUGAGGAGCACGGAGCCACCAAUGGAUCUGGAUCCAGCGUCCAUGAGGACCAAGGAGAACCCUUGGGUGAAGCCCCCAGUGGCAGGGCUGGAUCCCGAGGCCAUGAGGAGCACAGAGCCACCAACGGAGCUGGAUCCAGGGCCCACCAAGAGCACGGAGAACCCUUGCGCGAAGCCUCCAGCGCAGCUCAAAGCCCGUCCCUUCCCUUGCCCCGAAUGCGGCAAGACCUUCGUGCGCUUGACCCACCUGAAGACCCACGAGCGGACGCACUCGGGGCUCAAGCCCUACGCGUGUGGGGCUUGCGGCAAGAGCUUCGGCCACCUCUCCACGCUCACCACGCACCAGCGGCUGCACACGGGCGAGCGGCCGUAUCCCUGCGGCUCCUGCGCCAAGAGCUUCACCAACCCCUCGGACCUGCACAAGCACCGGCGGGCGCACACGGGCGAGCGCCCGUAUCCCUGCGGCUCGUGCGGGAAGCGCUUCAGCCAACACUCCAACCUGAGCAUGCACCAGCGCAGCCACGGCCAAGCCCGGCCCUACCCCUGCGGCGCCUGCGCCAAGAGCUUCAAGUAUUCGGCGGACCGGAGGGUGCACGAGAGGUCCCACACGGGCGAGAGGCCCUUCGGGUGCCCCCGGUGCGGGAAGGGCUUCAGCAAUAAGUCGUCCCUAGCGCGGCACAUGCGGAUCCAUGCCAGGGAGGAGCAGUGAUGGAUGUGGG
Molecule: messenger RNA, 2536 nt
Organism: Strigops habroptila (Kakapo)
Lineage: Eukaryota; Metazoa; Chordata; Aves; Psittaciformes; Psittacidae
Product: formin-like protein 5
Exons: 4
Coding region: 1-2526 (841 amino acids)
Biological process (GO): regulation of transcription by RNA polymerase II
Molecular function (GO): DNA-binding transcription factor activity, RNA polymerase II-specific; RNA polymerase II cis-regulatory region sequence-specific DNA binding
Source: RefSeq, a predicted model, not a curated record